Molecule: messenger RNA, 2398 nt
Organism: Cheilinus undulatus (humphead wrasse)
Lineage: Eukaryota; Metazoa; Chordata; Actinopteri; Labriformes; Labridae
Product: L-amino-acid oxidase-like
Exons: 8
Coding region: 62-1624 (520 amino acids)
Biological process (GO): amino acid catabolic process
Molecular function (GO): polyamine oxidase activity; L-amino-acid oxidase activity
Source: RefSeq, a predicted model, not a curated record
GCUACACUCUCUUCACUCAGCUCCACAGCUUCAGGCAACAAGGCCAAGCCUUUGAACAGGGAUGGCUCUGACAUGGAAAUCAGUUGCUGUUGGUCUGCUUCUGCUCGGGUUGUUCUGCCCUUCCUCUGCAACUGUCCCGCCACUGCAAACUCUGGCUGACUGUUUAGAGGACAACGACUAUGAUAAGUUGCUAGACACUGUGAAAACUGGCCUCCCACACGUCAACACAUCCAAUCAUGUUGUAAUCGUUGGAGCGGGGGUGGCGGGACUGACGGCUGCCAAGCUACUGCAAGACGCAGGACACAAGGUAACUAUUUUAGAGGCCAGUGGUCGAGUUGGAGGACGGGUGGAGACCUACAGGAAUGAAGAAGAGGGCUGGUACGCUGAGUUGGGGGCCAUGAGGAUCCCAGAGCUCCACCAGAUUGUCCUCUGGUUUGCCAACGAACUUGGGAUCAAGCUGAAUAAAUUCAUCAUGGAUGACAACAACACCUUUUACCUGAUCCACGGGCUGAGAAAGAGGACUUAUGAAGUGAAAGAAGACCCGGACAUCCUGAAGUACAACGUGACAGAAAGUGAGAGGGGAAAGUCAGCCAGUAAGCUGCUACAGGACGCCCUAAAGAAUGUCAGAGAUGAAGUGAGGGAAAGUGGCUGCAUAGCUGCCCUUCACACAUACAGUCGCUUCUCUGUACAGGAGUAUCUGAUAGAGGAAGGCAAUUUGAGUACAGGAGCACUGGAGAUGAUUGGGGACUUGCUCAACGAACAGGGCCUCAUGUAUCUGGCACUGAGUGAGAUGAUAUACGACCAGACUGAUGUCAACGACAACGUAACGUACUAUGAAGUCACCGGAGGGACAGAUCUCUUGACCACAGCCCUCCGCGAUGUCCUCCAUGUCCCCAUCCACCUUAACUCCACAGUCAAACGAAUCAGCCAGUCAGAAGAAGGAGUAGUUGUAUCCUAUCAGUCAGGUGACCAGUCGUCUCUGACAGAUCUAUCUGCUGACACUGUCCUGGUAACUACCACAGCUAAAGCAGCCCUUUAUAUGGACUUUCAACCACCACUCUCUGAAAAUAAGACGUAUGCCCUGAGGGGGGUCCACUAUGACAGCGCCACUAAAAUCCUCCUCACAUUCAGUAAGAAGUUCUGGGAGGAGGACGGCAUCAGAGGAGGGAAGAGCAUCACAGAUGGACCAUCCCGUUUCAUCUACUAUCCCAGCCACAGCUUCCCCAACAACGAGAACAUCGGGGUCCUGCUGGCGUCCUACACCUGGUCUGAUGACUCCCUCCUCUUCUUGGGUGCAAGUGAUGAAGAACUGAAAGAUCUAGCUCUGAGAGAUUUGGAGAAGAUCCACGGUAGUCAUGUCAGGUCUCUGUGCACAGGGGUGCUUGUAAAGAAGUGGAGUGCAGACCCUUACAGUUAUGGUGCCUAUGCUCUUUUUGCACCCUACCAGCAUGUAGAGUAUGCAAAGGAGCUCUUCAGAAGUGAAGGCAGGAUUUACUUUGCUGGAGAACACACGGCUUUCCCACAUGGUUGGAUGGAGACAGCCAUGAAAUCUGCCAUAAGAGCUGCCACCAACAUUAACAAACGGGUGCAGGAAGAAUCUUUAGAACAUCAACAAACAAACUAGUUUUAAGGGUUGAGAGGGUUUUUCUUGGUGGAUGCCAAGAGAAAGAUUAUUGUGGUUCCUAUAACCAAGAAAAACUAACAGAGAUUGGUAGAUAAAGGAUCUCUAGGAAAUCCUGAAUCUUGAUUAUUUGGUGGUAAAAUCACUGCUGCUAACUUUAAAGUAAGGUGACAUUUUUCUCAGCUCAGCUGAUGCUUAAUUCUUCAAGCCAAAGCUAUUUUAACCAUUUUGUCUCAGCUAGACUCACUGCUUUAAAAAGCUUGUAAAACAUCAAUCCUGUGGUCCCCUUGAGUCCUUCAUGAUCUUAAUGUUAAUGCACUCUUUGAUAAAGCAUGAUGUGACAAUGGACCAGCCUGCCCCUGGUUGUCACAGCCAAUCAGAAACCAUCCUGGGAGACAUUAUAGCGUUUAACUUAGCUGCUAUUCAAAGAUUAUAAAAGUCAUUCAGUGUUGGAUUAACUGAAGUGGAUUUAACCCCAGAAGACCCAGAAAGUUGCCCAAGUUCCAGGCUUCCUAAAAAAGCUAACAUAAGAGCUACGAACUACGAACAAAUAAAAGAUAAUGUUCUUUACAUAUAACUGGAUAUUUUGGUGUUUUGGAGUGGAUGUCUUUGAAAAAAGUCACCAUGAGUUCAUUUAAUCAAUGAUUGUUGUUUUAAAUUUGUUCACUUUGCCUAAAUGUUCCUAGAACUGCAGUCGAAAUGCAUUUUACUGUCAUUUGUUGGUUUGACUGAAACUCUCAUCAACAUUUACCUUUAAAAGCAGCAAUAAAGAGGAUC